Messenger RNA from Coccinella septempunctata (seven-spotted ladybird), 2466 nucleotides. Its product is annotated as S-adenosylmethionine synthase. NCBI's taxonomy places the organism in Eukaryota, Metazoa, Arthropoda, Insecta, Coleoptera, Coccinellidae. Bases 327 to 1535 code for a protein of 402 amino acids. Gene Ontology annotation, cellular component: cytosol. Gene Ontology annotation, molecular function: ATP binding; methionine adenosyltransferase activity. The record is from RefSeq and is a predicted model, not a curated record. Gene Ontology annotation, biological process: S-adenosylmethionine biosynthetic process. The transcript is spliced from 11 exons.
AUAUUUCAUCAGCUGAAGUUUAUCAUAUAAUUCGAAAUCCUUGAUGACCAAGCGAAUCCCGAUCAGUUUUUGCUUCGAUAUUGAUUAAACCAGAUCGUUUGUGAGUCCUGUUAUCUCACUUCACUAAAGAAGAAAUAGAAGAAGAUUGAAUAUUGUGAUUUUAGGCUACGGCGCCGCUUUAUGUCAGAUAGUCUACCAAUGCGAAUCGUUCCCCACUACCACGUGAACAGACAGAGUAAAUAAAACCAGCGUACCGCAUCCGCCCCAGUCUCUUUUCCACAGUGAUUACAAGGAAGCUUUAUUCAGUGCUGUUUACAAGGUUCAGAAUGCCAGAAACGUUAGUAAAUGGGUAUUCGAAUGGUCAUAUGCCAUAUGACAUGGAAGAUGGAUCUUCUUUUUUAUUCACAUCGGAAUCUGUUGGGGAAGGACAUCCAGAUAAAAUGUGUGAUCAGAUAAGUGAUGCUAUUUUAGACGCACAUCUAGAACAAGACCCAAAUGCUAAAGUAGCAUGUGAAACUGUAACCAAAACUGGAAUGAUCCUUAUUUGUGGGGAAAUAAAUUCGAAAGCUGUUGUUGAUUACCAGAAAGUUGUUAGGGAAACAGUAAAACACAUUGGAUAUGAUGAUUCAUCUAAAGGAUUUGAUUGGCGAACCUUCAAUCUUCUUGUGGCCAUAGAACAACAAUCACCAGACAUUGCGAACGGGGUACAUGAAAAUAGAAUUGAAUCGGACAUAGGCGCGGGAGACCAGGGUCUCAUGUUUGGUUAUGCAACAGAUGAAACAGAAGAAUGUAUGCCGCUCACAGUAGUAUUAGCUCACAAACUGAAUCACAAAAUCGCUGACCUCAGAAGAAAUGGAGAAUUUCCUUGGGCGAGACCAGAUUCUAAGACGCAGGUCACCUGUGAAUAUGCUUUCAAACAUGGAGCCUGCUUACCACUCAGAGUACACACGAUCGUCGUCUCUCUACAGCACAGUUCAGAAAUUUCAUUGGAGAAAUUGAGAACAGAAGUCACCAAUAAAGUAAUCAAGGAAGUCAUUCCAGAGAAAUAUUUAGAUGCGGAAACCAUUAUACACAUCAACCCAUGUGGAUUAUUCAUCAUCGGAGGUCCCCAAGGUGACGCAGGUCUUACAGGCCGUAAAAUUAUCGUGGACACAUAUGGUGGCUGGGGAGCUCAUGGCGGUGGAGCAUUCUCUGGGAAAGAUUUUACCAAAGUAGACAGAUCUGCAGCUUAUGCUGCUCGCUGGGUUGCCAAAUCUCUUGUCAAAGCUGGACUUUGCAAGAGAUGUUUAGUACAAGUAUCUUAUGCCAUUGGUUUGGCCGAACCACUUUCGAUCUCCGUUUUCGAUUAUGGCACAUCUAAAUUGUCACAGAAGGAGCUAUUGGCUGUGGUUAAGAAUAACUUCGACCUCAGGCCUGGCAAAAUUGUGAAAGAAUUGAAUCUCAGACAACCAAUCUACCAAAAAACAAGCACAUAUGGUCAUUUUGGAAGAGAAGGUUUCACCUGGGAAAACCCAAAGGUCCUUAAAUUAGAUUGACGAUCCCCUCAUUAAUUUAUCCCCUACUUUCCUAAUUCGAAUUUCCUUUUUAGCUCUCCUUAUUUCAGUAGUUCUUUCCCCAAGAUGGCACUCUGAACCUUGAGUUGAUCAUCACACAAACAUGGCAUUUACUGUGGAACGCCGGUCGACCUUGUACAAAUCACAGUAGUUGUCAAAUACUGUUCUAUCGUAGUUGAAAGCUGCUGCAACUUUGUGUAGAGUGAAACGUUCCCUUCCUGCUAGACUUGUUUCCACUCCACACCUUGUGUUGUGUUUACGAAAAAUCUAUUUGGAAAAGAGCAUUUCCGAAAACACUCCGAUUUGUAGAAGGUUCGAUUCUACGAAUUUAAUCUACUUCCGUUACCAGACGGUUUUAUCGACUGGUAGUUUGAAGCUGCCAUGGAAAUUUAAUGUUGUUUACAAUUUUUACUGAUUUUGAAUUAUUCUUCAAUAGUCUUAAUUAGUAUAAAACUUAGAAUAUAUAGAAUUUAAAUGUUCAUUAAAUUAUUCAUAAAAUUAUAUUGAAGCAAUUGAACGACGAAAGCAGAAAAUAGGUAAUUGGAAAAAUGUAUUUUUACCAGUUAAUUGUGUACUGUAAUUUUAAUUCACCUCCCAGUGGCAAAAAAAGAUCACUUUCUUUUAUGAUUUGAAAAUAAAAGUAGCUCUGGAAUUACUUUUUUAUCUCCUACUUCCUCAAGUCAAGUGAAACUGGAUCCCCGAAAGGAGUUUGCCUGGCAAUGGAAAAGUUUACGAGGCGAAAUUCUGAAGAUCUGCGUGCUUGCAAAAUAUGUGUAUUCUUGAGGAAAACUUCUGCUCUGAAAAAACGUUCUAAAUUGACGAAUAUUUGGAGAACCACAACUGUAAAUCUUGGAAAUACUUUAUUCCAUUCAACAGGCUGUACAAAUAUAUCAAUAAAUUUUAAUUUAUGUAA